CGCCUUUUAUAAGUACAUAUCUCACGGUUAGCAUACCUAAGAUAAGUAAGCACCAAUUAUCUGAUUGCUCUAGCCAAAGUCGAACAAAGUCUCUUUCUUAGGCAAAGAAACUUGUGCCUCCUUUCAUAGCAUUAGGGCGAGUACUAGACGAAGAAGCGCAGGAUGGCGACGACUGCUGAGGACUGGAAGACACGGCUGGCCCUGCCACCAAAGGAUGCCCGCGUCCGGACGGAGGAUGUGACGGCCACUAAAGGCAAUGAGUUCGAGGACUAUUUCCUAAAGCGGGAGCUGCUUAUGGGCAUUUUCGAGAAGGGGUUUGAGAAGCCCUCGCCCAUCCAAGAAGAGUCCAUCCCAAUCGCGCUGGCUGGUCGCGAUAUCCUGGCUCGCGCUAAGAACGGGACUGGCAAGACCGCAGCUUUCUGCAUCCCCGUAUUGGAAAGGGUGGACCCGACAAGGCCAGUUAUUCAAGCCCUCCUCCUGGUACCUACACGCGAGCUCGCGCUUCAAACGGCGCAAGUAUGCAAGGAGCUGGCGAAGUACCUCAACGUGGAGGUCAUGGUGACGACGGGAGGCACAAGCCUGAAAGACGAUAUCAUGCGGCUCUACCAAACCACCCACAUAGUCGUGGCGACACCGGGUCGUGUUGUGGACCUGGCGGGCAAGUCCGUGGCCAAGCUCAAUGAGUGCAGGAUGCUGGUUAUGGAUGAGGCGGACAAGCUGCUGUCGCCGGAGUUCCAGCCGGUUGUCGAGCAGCUCAUCGGGUUCCUGCCGGAGGACAGGCAAAUCAUGCUGUACUCAGCGACGUUCCCGGUCACCGUGAAGGCGUUCAAGGAGAAGUUCCUCCGGAAGCCGUACAUCAUCAACCUGAUGGAGGAGCUCACCCUGAAGGGCGUGACGCAGUACUAUGCCUUCGUCGAGGAGAAGCAGAAGGUGCACUGCCUCAACACGCUCUUCUCCAAGCUGCGCAUCAACCAGUCCAUCAUCUUCUGCAACUCCGUUAACCGUGUGGAGCUGCUGGCCAAGAAGAUCACCGAGCUGGGCUACAGCUGCUACUACAUCCACGCGAAGAUGCUGCAAAGCCACCGCAACCGGGUCUUCCACGACUUCCGGAACGGCCACUGCCGGAACCUGGUGUCGUCGGACCUCUUCACGCGCGGCAUUGACAUCCAGUCGGUCAACGUGGUCAUCAACUUUGACUUCCCCAAGAACGCGGAAACGUACCUGCACCGCGUGGGGCGGUCCGGCCGCUUCGGCCACCUGGGCCUGGCCGUGAACCUCAUCACGUACGAGGAUCGCAUUAACCUGUUCAAGAUUGAGCAGGAGCUCGGUACGGAGAUUAAGCCCAUCCCGGCGCAGAUCGAGGAGAAGCUCUACUGCAUCUAAGUUGCGUGCUGUGAGUACGCUUGCAUACGGUCACUGACUAGCCUCUCUUGCUCAAAACGUCGCAAUACAAUGGCCCUAAUAGGCUUUUGUUCUAGUUGUAAUGUGCGGGCCUCCGCUUGCCGGGAGCCGUUCUCAAGUACUGGUGGUGGUGUAUGGUGGGUGCUGGGCCCGCGCCGUUGCUUAUCAGAACUGCAAUUGCAGCACGCCCCUUUGCACAAUAUCAAGGGCGUGUUUCGGUGAAGGCCUGGGGUUGGGGUCAGGGUGUUUCAAAAGAUGUUUGAUACAUGCGGAGUGACACAUUGCAGCAUUGGCUAGGUUGUUGGCUUGGCUGGGUUUGGUGCAGGCCUGCGCUGACUUGGCUGGCCGUCAUUCGAAUCGCUUUACAGCACUUUUCAAGCUGCGGCGGGCCCAGCCAUGUAUGGUCAUUGUGCCAACGUCCCAUACCAAACUUCGGCUGUGGCUAUGUACCGCUCGAUUGCUUGCUGCCAACCUUCUGUCUAAUGGAAUGUGCUUGCAUGGGUUGGGCUGUACAGGGCACGCUGUUUGGCUGGCUGCAUCAGUUCUUUGGCGCGGGCUUUACUCUUUCUGUUUACCCGUUGCCUGUUAAGGAGCGCAACUUCCUGCAGCGCGUGCAUACGCCGGUCUGGCGCGUUAUCGCGUAUGUGUCUGUGUGUGUGUUUCUGUUUAGUACAUCAGUGUUAGGUAGGCGCUGCUCGAGAGCGGGCUUGUACCAUGGAGGCGGGGGCUAUAGCUUGUUGCAGUAGGCACGUAACCGCUAACCUGAUGCACAGCCGGUGGGUUUUCACUAAAGAGAUAGAGAUCUCCCUUGUCCUUUCAUGAUUUUGGUCGUUGUGGCUUUGCCCGCCCACGACCGCCUUAGGCGGGAGGAAUCCUCUGGCUGUGCUGCUGCGUGCGCUGCGCUUGCUUUGCCGCGCCCACUUUGCUCCGCCUCGCCUUGCGGGCACAUGACAUCCCGAGCAGUGGGCGCUGCAUGGAUGCUAACGAAUGAACUUAUGCAAGCAUCGCAAUGAUGUACGUGAGUGAUUUAUGCACUUAAACUGUGUGUUUCGCUUGCUAUGACAAGUGCCCUACGACGUACCGUGCCCUGCUAAGUAGUGAAACAGCAUUGUUUGCUGCUAUUUAGCUGUGGUCUAGCGUUAGACAUGACGGGACGGUCGCCCCCUCCAUCACCUCCCCUCUGUCGCCGUUUGACCCCUAUCAUACCUUUGUCUUUCGCUGGCGCCUUGGGGAGAGCAAGGCGGGUCGGCCGACUGACUAACUGCCUGACGACCGAGAUGUAGGGAUUUAGUCAGGAUCUGGGCAGGCUGAGGGCGCUGUUGUGUUCGAGAUUUUCCUGUUUCCUCAUUGGUUGUGAUACUAGGGUACAUUGCACAGGCUUCGUGCAUGCUGCUCAUGGCUGUCUGUGCAAUGGCCACCUUUUGGCCGGCGCUAUGUUGGGGUGUCCUUGAAAACUCAGCACCAGGCGCAUGGGCAAGUAGCGCUCUUGACGCGGGCGCCCAUACUACGAUGGAGCGCAUGUCAUUCUGUUGCGGCGGUGGCGAUUUGAUGGGUGGCGCAACGCCUGGUUUGCACACUCCCAGCGGUUGUGUACCGGCCGGGCACGUCGCGGGCUCUUUAGCGUCUGUGCCUAAUUGCCGAUAGAGGAGCAGCAUACAGUCCAGGACGCAGUGUGUGCUUAUCGUGCGUGCAUGUGGCCCAGGGCGUUUUGUGGAGAGCGCAAGUUGGAUGAGGGGCGGUAAAUGGCAUCGGAGUUGUGGUAAGGGGCGUGUGGUCGUACAGCUGGCGUUGCUGAUGUUGGUUACCCGCCGGAAUGGGGCUAAGGCUGCUAGCUGUCGACCCAUGGGUGUUAGGGGCGCUGCUCGGAGGCACUGGCGUUUGGGCGUCAUGUCCGCUGAUUAGCGAUUGUAUAAAUGUGUGUGCGGUCGCGAGCCCACGCCUUGUUUCUUCGGAUCCAUUCCAGUUGUGGUAUGCGCCUGUGGGUGUGGUACAUUGUGCAAGAGUGCGUUUCUUUGCGUGCUUGUUGUGUGUCUCGUCCGAAAGGUACACAUAUUGUCGUUGCCUGUAGCAGCUGUUGGGCUGGUUUGUUCGCUCGGGCUGCUGGUGGUUUCGGAUGAUCGGUGUGCAUUCUCUGCUUACGCGGUCGCUUGUGUGUCCUUGGUAGACGCGAAACCCCCAAAGUACACACCCAGACUGUUUCUCUGAGGGUACAGUGCGGUGUUGCGUUUCCACUGGUGGAAAUGGGGAUGGUUGGGCCUUGGCAAAGGCCUGUGGACCGCACCGAUUUGUCGCCUGGUGCUAAAUACGCUCUUUGACCUUUGUUCUUUUUGGAUCGGAAUGAUGAGGCGGUUACGGUGGAGCUGCUUAUGUUGGCAAGGCACGUUUGUGAAGGCCGUGCUUGACAGCCAUUGGCACGGACAUUGCCUUCACACGGACUCGCCUUCGUCGUUAGGGUGGCAACGUAAUGGUUCGAUGGCCUUUGCCCGGCGUCGUAACUGCACAAGCUGCGCCCUGUUAGGACGGAAAUUAAUUUUGAAUCCAGUAUACAGUUUUCACAUGGUAUUGUGACGAUUGGUUGUGGAGCGGAUGAUGAGGAGUGGCAAUAUGGGCGGUUGAGCUUUGUUGGGUAGUCAUCAUGAGGGACGUACGGUACUAUCAUUGUGGCGAGUUUACCGUUUGUUCGGUUGCAAGUUACACGUGCCGAUGCACAAUGUUGUCUUGUGCCCGCAGGCGUCUGGAGAGACAGGAUGGGGUGGUUCGCGCUGCGAACGCUGGUGCCGUUAGUAGAGAGUAGAGCUCUGUAAAGGCUGCGUGGGGGCGUUGUAGCAUUCCUGCGCACGCAUUUGUGGCUGCGCCCUACGCUCUUUUGGCGGGCCAGUGUCAAAAGUUGUGACCUGCUGAUCCAGUAUUUCAUUAGCGCUGGCGUUUACGCUCCAUUGCGGUUGUGGAGGCAAAGGGUUUGGAAUGGAAUUUACGCGGGCCUGGGGUCCUGUGUGACCGUUUUAGCGAUCACUGGAUGCUCGGGUGGGUGGCUCGCCGGCGUGUUGGGUCGGCAUGGAUGCACCGUUUUGCCCCUGUGGAAGCCAAGACAGAGGCACAGUUCGCAAAUCAGGGCUUUUCCUGGUUUCACUGUUUUGUGUUGAAUGAUGUUUUGGCUGCGAGAAGCAGCAGUCGGAUGUGCAUGCAUCGUCUAUAUGCACCGCCUUGUUCCACGCGGCAAGCAUUACACGACGAUGCUGCAUUGCCCUGUUAUCGUUGCGUUUUUGGGGGUUUCGAUGUUAUUGUUCUGCGGGGAGGAGGACGGCAAGAUGGUCUAUCUAGGAUAGUCGUUUGGGUUUGUGUGUAUCGUUGCUGGAGGUUGGUAUAGGUGUCUACUUCCUUUUGACCAUUUACUCAUGCGACCUGAACUUAAGCGGCACAUGUGGGCUUAGGGGCUUGCAGUAGCUAACGGCACUUGCAUGGAUGUAGUGUUUGCUCACGCAUCCUGGGUACCUGUGUUUGCCAUUCUCAAGCUCUGCGGCCUUGAUGCACUCAAUGCUGUUGUCUAAGGAAAGGGAGUAUGGAGGGUCAAUACCAUCUGAUGAUGUGUUUGUAUUGCGUGUUUGGUUCCACCUCCAAAAGUAAAAGUUGUAACGACCAUAGCCGUUGUACCGGUAAACG
Astrephomene gubernaculifera is the source of this 5061-nucleotide messenger RNA. The record is from the annotation of a GenBank genome assembly. NCBI's taxonomy places the organism in Eukaryota, Viridiplantae, Chlorophyta, Chlorophyceae, Chlamydomonadales, Astrephomenaceae.